UUGGAAACGAUUCUUUUCUGCUACACGCUGGCGCACGAUUCUUAGCUUCUCCGGGUGAGUGUGCAAUCCAAAUCCUCCAAAGUUUCUCUGCUUCUCUCCGUGCGGUGUACACUGCGCACGAGCUCUUCCAUUCGUGCGCAAUUCACGUCGCAUGGUUCGAACGCGUUGUGCUGCAACUGAAAUCGAUAAUAAGAGAAAGAGGAGAGGAGAGGAACCAUGGCUGAUCUGUUUGCGUGGCUCAUCUCUUUCUUCAUCCUUAUUGCCUUAAUUGUACUCAUCAUUUACCAGUUAAUGUGCCUGGCAGACCUAGAAUUUGAUUAUAUAAAUCCUUAUGAUUCCUCAUCUCGAAUAAACAAAGUGAUUUUGCCUGAGUAUAUUAUAGAAGGUGUGCUAUGCUGCUUCUACCUUGUAACAGGGCAUUGGUUUAUGUCACUGUUAUGUGCUCCUUACCUCUACUACAAUGUGAGAUUGUACAGACAGGGAAAUCAUCUGGUUGAUGUUACAGAGAUAUUCAACUUGCUCUCUAAGGAGAAGAAGCAACGGCUUUUCAAACUCUUCUAUCUUGUUUUUAUUCUUUUCCUCUCCUUAUUUUGGAUGAUCUACACAUCUCUGGAAGACAAUUAUGAAUAAUUGCUGUUGAUGGCUUGUUUUGUGGAAUGCUUCUGGAAGUAUCCAUUUUCUACGCUAUUCUGGACUAACUUGUACUUUAGGUUUUGGUUGCUGCCAGUUUCCGUUGUUGGACAUUGAAAUGUCUGUAUCAUGUAUCAAUACACUUCAAAGCAGU
This is a messenger RNA of Abrus precatorius (Indian licorice), 784 nucleotides long. RefSeq names its product protein cornichon homolog 4-like. The transcript has 4 exons. Bases 217 to 630 code for a protein of 137 amino acids. Lineage: Eukaryota; Viridiplantae; Streptophyta; Magnoliopsida; Fabales; Fabaceae. Gene Ontology annotation, biological process: vesicle-mediated transport. The record is from RefSeq and is a predicted model, not a curated record.